CAUGUAUAGAUGGGGCAGGACGAGGACAUGAUGGUCGACGAGACAUUAAUACCUUGGACCGAUUUUGUUGAAAAAUCUGUAUUGAAGGACGUGUCACCAAGGGAAAUCAAACGACAAGAAGUUAUUCAUGAGCUUGUCCACACAGAGCGAACUCAUCUCAAGAAACUAAAGACGAUCUACUAUGUCUACUAUGUUCCACUCCAAUCCAGCAAGCACGUCUCACCAACAAAAGUCGACGAACUCUUUCCUCAACUCAUAAAAAUCAUAGAAAUUCAUGGCUAUGUGGUGAAAAGCUUGAAGGAACGAUACAACGAAUGCCAGAUGCAAGAAGAAACUCGAGGACGUCUCACAUUAGUUGGAGACAUCAUGCUAGGAUUGUUUGAUAGUGUGCUGGGCGAUGAGCUGAUUGAUGCAUGUUCGGAGUUUGUUUCCAGUCAAAUAGCAUCUUUGGAGUUCAUCAAAGCUAUGCGUAGUAAAUCGAAGGACUUUGAUCGAUUUAUGCAGCGGUGUGAAGCAAUGUCAGUUUGUUCUCGACUCCAAAUCAGUGACCUCGUGUCAACUGUCAUGUCGAGACUAACAAAGUACCCGCUGUUGUUGGAAAAGCUUUUGAAACACACUGACAAGAGCGAUCCUGAUUAUGCGUUCAUCGAGAAUGCACUGGAUGCAUCUAAAGAAACUUUGAUGGAAGUGAAUGAACAAGUUGCUUUGACUGAAAAUCAUCAGUUUUUAAAGGAAAUUCAACGGAAACUGGACACGAGCCCUCUUGAAAAGGCAGGAUUACAGCUGGAAGAAACGAAGAAUUUUAGUUUGGUUUUACCUGGAAGAGAACUGCUGUAUGUGGGAUGUUUGAGUUGGAAGAUUGUCAAACAGAGAACUACAAAUGUGUAUGGUUUGCUAUUGAGUGACAUGUUGGUUCUUCUCGAGCACAACGAAGACAAAGACAGAUAUCUUCUCAAACCUCGUCCUGAUCCAAACAUUAAAGGAGACAGAAGUCCGAUCAUUACAUUCAGAGACCUCUUCAUCAGAGACGUAGCCACAGACAAAAAGGCUUUCUUUGUAUUGAGCACAUCGAGUGGUGGACCACAAAUGCAUGAACUGGUGGCACGUUCGUUCACAGAACGAGAAACGUGGAUUAUGAAGCUGAAUGAAGCUGCCGCUGCUUGGAAAGCAACAAUAGUUAAAGGUGGCCAGGCUCUCCAAACUGGAUCUGAGAGACGACGCAAAUCAACUCCAGAGAAAUUCAUUGAGCCGUCUGGCUUGUCUGACAGCGAGGAAGACCAGCUAGAAGUUACUGAAACAACAACUGAACAACUACAAGGAUGUCUUCGUCAGCAGACAGAUGUCAUUGCUGGCGCUUUGGACAAGAAAGCAACUCUGCUCCAGAGGCUUAAGGAGUCACUACCAAGUACAUCAGACCAGUCAGCAGCUAACAAUCCUGAGCAACUUGAACGGGAAAAUUUAUGUAAAGAGUCACCACUGGAAAUGAGAUUGAAAGUGUUGGAUGUCGUUGAACAAGCUGACCUUGUGACUCGGCUUGUCAAUCAACUUGCUCACCAAACUCCACUCCAGAGUGAGGAAACAAAGACUGAUGAUGUUGCCCAACUACCAAACGAGUCACUAGUUCAAGCUUUGGUUUCUGCUGCUGCUUCCAUGAAUAGCAGACUCGCUCGUCUUCUGGAGCCAGAGACCGCCGAGGAAGCAAGGAAUUUAGUAUCAGAGUCAGAUUCUGUAGUUGACAAGAGUGAUUCUCUACAACGUCCUAGAUCUCAAGUCAUUUCAGAGUCAAGGGCCAGAGGUUCAUUCGACCGGAUGUUCCCACCUCUAUCAGAAACUAUCUCAGAACACAGUCGGAGCUCUCCAAUGUUAUGUUGUCAACGACACGCUUCGCCCAACAUCCUUGAACUGCAGCAGACAAUAGAAAAACAACUAAGUCCCGCGUCAUCUCCAGUACUAGAAAAACAAAGAUCUUUCUCGUGCAACACACCAGCUUUGCACUUGGACUUGGAAAAAACAGAAACAGAAGAGUCGGGCUCACCUACAGACACGUCACACUCACAUCAAGUUGCAAGCCCAAACGAUUCAACUCGAGUUAUUGCUACAUUGGAAUCGGAGCCAGUCGAUUGUGAUGACGAUUGUGUAGCUUUUGAAGAAGGAGGUGUACAUGUGAUUGCUGCAGAGAACACCAAUGACGUCACCAGUUCGUGUACAGUUGAUAGUCAUGUGACGUAGUCGGAUCAAUGCAUAUGCUGUAUAGUUUGUCUCUCUGUAUUUUGGUAAUAGACUGCUGGCUGAUGAAGUAUGGUUGUUAAUUAAUUUAUUACCUGACUCUUUCUACUAUAUCUUUCUGGAAGUAAUUGUUCAAUGACGAACUUUGUAAUAGAAUUUUGUACCAAUA
This is a messenger RNA of Corticium candelabrum, 2395 nucleotides long. RefSeq names its product rho guanine nucleotide exchange factor 11-like. Gene Ontology annotation, cellular component: cytoplasm. The transcript is spliced from 21 exons. Gene Ontology annotation, biological process: G protein-coupled receptor signaling pathway. NCBI's taxonomy places the organism in Eukaryota, Metazoa, Porifera, Homoscleromorpha, Homosclerophorida, Plakinidae. Bases 10 to 2229 code for a protein of 739 amino acids. The record is from RefSeq and is a predicted model, not a curated record. Gene Ontology annotation, molecular function: guanyl-nucleotide exchange factor activity; G protein-coupled receptor binding.